AUGAGUCAAAUCAUUAAGCCUCCCAAGGUUUCAAGAACUGCAGACUUUCGUACUCUAGAAAGAGAAAAUAGAUUCAUCAAUCCCCCAAAGGAUAAAUCUGCUUAUCCUUUGUUACAUGAAGCUAUCGAACCUCAUAUUGGCUCAUUCAAUGCUCUAACUGAAGGUCCAGACGGUGGUCUUUUAAAUCAUGCUAUUAAAGAUAUUGGCGAAAAAGUUAUCUUUGACGCUAAGACUCUAAAUAGUUCUACAUCUUCCAAUUAUUUGGGUAACAAAUUGUCUGUUAGUGUAGAACAAGUUUCAAUUACCAAACCUUCUUCUAAUGACGGUGUCACUUCAGCCGUUGAAAGAAAAGUUUACCCAACUGAAACUAGACAGAGAUUAUCUACCUAUAAAGGGAAAUUAUUACUAAAAUUAAAAUGGUCUGUUAAUGAUGGUGAAGAGACUUUCUCAGAAUUAAAAGAUUGUGGUGGGUUACCAAUCAUGUUACAAAGUAAUAGAUGCCAUUUAAACAAUUUAUCACCUUAUGAAUUGGUUGAAAAAAAAGAAGAAUCUGAUGAAUUUGGUGGGUAUUUUAUUGUUAAUGGUAUUGAAAAGUUAAUCAGAAUGUUGAUUGUACAACGUAGAAACCAUCCAAUGGCUAUUAUUAGACCAUCUUUUGCAAAUAGAGGUGCAUCUUACUCUCCUUACGGUAUUCAACUAAGAUCGGUGAGACCAGAUCAAACUUCUCAAACCAAUGUUUUACAUUAUUUAAAUGAUGGUCAAGUCACUUUCAGAUUCUCUUGGAGAAAAAAUGAAUACUUAGUACCAGUUAUUAUGAUUUUGAAAGCUUUAGUUGAUAUCAGUGACAGAGAAAUAUUUGAUGGUAUUGUUGGUGAUGAUGUUAAAAAUUCUUUCUUAACUGAUCGUUUAGAAUUAUUGUUACGCGGUUUCAAAAAUAGAUAUCCACAAUUACAUAACCGUACUCAAGUCUUACAAUAUCUAGGUGAUAAAUUUAGAGUCGUUUUCCAAUCUUCUCCAGAUAAAUCAGAUUAUGAAGUCGGUAAGGAAGUUUUAAAUCGUAUCGUUUUAGUUCAUUUAGGUAAUUCCUCUAUUGAAAACGAAUCAAAUUCUGAUAAAGUCAGAUUAUUAUUAUUUAUGAUUAGAAAAUUAUAUUCAUUAGUCGCUGGUGAAUGUUGUCCUGAUAAUCCAGAUGCCACUCAACAUCAAGAAGUCUUAUUAGGUGGUUUCUUAUAUGGUAUGAUUAUUAAAGAAAAAAUUGAUGAAUAUUUACAAAAUAUUCUUGCUCAAGUUAGAGCUGAUAUUAAUAGAGGUUUAGCCAUUAAUUUUUCCGAUCGUAAAUAUAUGACUAGAGUAUUGAUGAGAGUAAAUGACAACAUUGGUUCAAAGUUACAAUAUUUCCUCUCGACUGGUAAUUUGGUUUCUCAGUCUGGGUUGGAUUUACAACAAGUUUCUGGUUACACUGUAGUUGCAGAAAAGAUUAAUUUCCAUCGUUUCUUGGCUCAUUUCAGAAUGGUGCAUAGAGGUUCUUUCUUUGCUCAAUUGAAAACUACAACAGUUAGAAAAUUAUUACCAGAAUCUUGGGGGUUCUUAUGUCCAGUUCAUACCCCAGAUGGUUCUCCAUGUGGUUUAUUAAAUCAUUUCGCACAUAAAUGUCGUAUUUCUACAACUCAAUCUGAUGUAUCUAAGAUUCCAGCAAUUUUAUAUUCUUUGGGUGUCUCUCCUGCUUCUCAAACCUAUGCUGCUGGCCCAUCUUUAUGUUGUGUUCAAUUAGACGGUAAGAUCGUUGGUUGGGUUUCUCAUGAACAAGGUAAGAUUGUUGCUGACACUUUAAGAUUUUGGAAAGUAGAAGGCAAAACCGAUGGUCUACCAUUAGAUUUAGAAAUUGGUUAUGUACCACCAUCAUCUAAGGGUCAAUAUCCAGGGUUAUUCUUAUUUGCUGGCCAUUCAAGAAUGAUGCGUCCAGUUCGUUACUUGCCACUAGAUAAAGAAGAUAUUGUUGGUCCAUUUGAACAAACUUAUAUGAAUAUUGCUGUUACUCCACAAGAAAUUCAAAAUAAUAUCCAUACCCAUGUAGAAUUUACUCCAACCAAUAUUUUGUCAAUCCUAGCUAAUUUGACUCCAUUCUCUGAUUUCAAUCAAUCUCCAAGAAAUAUGUACCAAUGUCAAAUGGGUAAGCAAACAAUGGGUACUCCUGGUGUUGCAUUAUGUCAUCGUUCUGAUAAUAAAUUGUAUAGAUUACAAUCUGGUCAAACACCAAUUGUUAAAGCUAACUUGUAUGAUGAAUAUGGUAUGGAUAAUUUCCCUAAUGGUACCAAUGCUGUUGUUGCAGUUAUUUCUUAUACUGGUUAUGAUAUGGAUGAUGCGAUGAUUAUCAAUAAAUCAGCAGAUGAAAGAGGCUUUGGUUACGGUACUAUGUACAAAGUUGAAAAGGUCGAUUUGUCAUUAAAUAGAUCGAGAGGUGAUCCAAUUACUCAACAUUCCGGUUUUGGUAACGACGAAUGGCCAAAGGAAUGGUUGGAAAAAUUAGAUGAAGAUGGUUUACCAUAUAUUGGUACUUAUGUUGAGGAAGGUGACCCAAUUUGUGCUUACUUCGAUGAAACUACUAAUAGAACUAAGAUUAAGACAUAUCAUUCUUCUGAACCAGGUUAUAUUGAAGAGGUAAAUUUAAUUGGUGACGAAUCAAAUAAAUCUCAAGAAAUACAAAAUAUUACCAUCAAGUUCCGUAUCAGAAGAACGCCUCAAAUUGGUGAUAAAUUCUCAUCUAGACAUGGUCAAAAAGGUGUUUGCUCAAGAAAAUGGCCAACUAUUGAUAUGCCUUUUAGUGAAACUGGUAUACAACCAGAUAUUAUCAUUAAUCCACAUGCUUUCCCAUCUCGUAUGACUAUUGGUAUGUUCGUUGAAUCCUUAGCUGGUAAGGCUGGUGCUUUACAUGGUAUGGCACAUGAUGCUACCCCUUGGAUAUUUAAUGAAGAUGAUACCCCAGCCGAUUAUUUUGGUGAACAAUUGCUAUCUGCAGGCUAUAACUACCAUGGUAAUGAACCGAUGUAUUCUGGUGUGACUGGUGAGGAAUUGAGAGCUGACAUCUAUAUUGGUGUUGUUUACUAUCAAAGAUUACGUCAUAUGGUUAACGAUAAGUUCCAAGUUCGUUCUACUGGUCCAGUUAAUAGUCUAACCAUGCAACCUGUGAAGGGUAGAAAGAGACAUGGUGGUAUUCGUGUUGGUGAAAUGGAAAGAGAUGCUCUGAUAGGUCAUGGUACUUCAUUUUUGUUGCAAGAUCGUCUGUUAAAUUCUUCAGACUACACACAAACUGCAGUUUGUCGUGACUGUGGCUCUAUAUUAACAACUCAAAGAAGUGUACCAAGAUUGGGUUCAGUCAGCAGCAUACGUUGUCGUAGAUGUGCUGUUUCAUUAGACCAAGCUAAGAAAAUGUUGGAAAAAACUAGUGAUGAAAGUAUCUUUAUCAACGAAUCUCAUAUUUGGGAGGAUGGACAAGGUAAUAAAUUUGUUGGUGGUAGCGAAACUACAACAGUUGCUAUUCCAUUCGUUUUGAAAUAUUUAGAUUCCGAGUUAAAUGCUAUGGGUAUUAAAUUACGUUAUAAUGUUGAACCAAAAUAA
Messenger RNA from Henningerozyma blattae CBS 6284, 3615 nucleotides. RefSeq names its product DNA-directed RNA polymerase I core subunit RPA135 (gene RPA135). The record is from RefSeq and is a predicted model, not a curated record. Lineage: Eukaryota; Fungi; Ascomycota; Saccharomycetes; Saccharomycetales; Saccharomycetaceae. Gene Ontology annotation, molecular function: DNA binding; DNA-directed RNA polymerase activity; ribonucleoside binding. The coding region runs from base 1 to 3615 and encodes 1204 amino acids. The transcript has a single exon. Gene Ontology annotation, cellular component: RNA polymerase I complex; nucleus. Gene Ontology annotation, biological process: DNA-templated transcription.